This is a messenger RNA of Chanos chanos (milkfish), 1492 nucleotides long. It is a transcript of the gene clec14a, whose product is annotated as C-type lectin domain containing 14A. Bases 54 to 1160 code for a protein of 368 amino acids. The record is from RefSeq and is a predicted model, not a curated record. Gene Ontology annotation, molecular function: calcium ion binding. The transcript has a single exon. NCBI's taxonomy places the organism in Eukaryota, Metazoa, Chordata, Actinopteri, Gonorynchiformes, Chanidae.
UUCAGUUCUCGGACAGAAUCGCUGUCGACGGACAAACCGCAGAGAUCAGAAACAUGGAUCGUUUGAUGUGCAUUUUGGGAUUUCUGAGGCUGGUUGCCUGUAUGCCUGACAACCCUUACGUCGUCUAUCUGGACCAUGAGACGUUCCAAGGCGCCGUGUCCCAUUGCAAACUCAUGGGUUUUCUAGCCAACAUGCCAACCAGGGAGGAAGUCACAAAGAUUUUGACUGCCAUCUCAAAUCGAGACUCAUCCGAGAAAAAGUUCUGGGUAGGCCUGAAGAAAGAAAAGAGUUCUUGUGUUCAAACCCAUUUACCACUUAAAGGAUUCCAAUGGAUUGUGGAUAACAGCACUGAAGCUGCAGUGAACUUCACAGUGGCCAAACCCUCUUGCAUACACUCUCUUUGCGGACUGCUGCACGUUGAGAAGACUGGUAACUCAAUAUCAAACUGGGAACUGCAAGACAGCCCCUGCUCACACAGACAUCCGUUUAUUUGCAAACAAAUGGAAGGAGGACCAGACAAAACGCCGUGCGGUAAAUUUUACAUUUCUGGCACUCACGAUAAGCUGCAAAUACUCCACGAUCCGCUAAAACAGAACAUCACCUGUAGCCAUGGAGAUUCUUUUAUACUGACAUGCUCUCCAAGAUCUCACCAAUGGGUUCUAAUGGGGACUCAAGAUACAGAUAUAUCUGAACUGUGCUCACCAUGUAAAAAAGGCUUUAAAAAGGACAAUCUGGGAAAGUGUAUAGAUAUUGAUGAAUGCCAACAGGGCAAGCCAUGUAAACACAGCUGUGUAAACACAGUGGGUUCAUAUAAGUGCGAAUGCCCGGACGAUGACGCGGACGCAUGCAAGGAAUCAACAGACAUCACAAACAAGGACCAGGCCACCACUACAGGGAACCUUCUCUCCCUCCCCAGUUCCUCUCCAGAACAGGUCGAAAUCAAAGACAAGCAAGUGGACUACUCUUACAUCUUCAUACCAGUGCUAAUAGCGGUGAUAAGCUUGGUGGUUUUGGUGGCCGUAAUAGUGGUAAUCGUGAAGUGCUGCCUCAGGAAACGUUCAAAAAAUCUGGCGAACAAAAAGACGGAGGCUUCGAAGGAAUCGGUGGCUCUGAACAGGACAGACUCCAUGGAACGGGUGAACGAAAAAGAGGCAUUAUGAGUAAGUGAGUCACUGAGAUCAUUGGAGGAAGACUAUGUUGUAAACUGUACUUCAAAAGACUUGACAAUGACAAAGCAGUGUCCUUCUCAGCACUAAGUUUGCUUCAAGUCACGUUCUUGGCGCUGAGGGUAAAAGGGCUUUGUAUCUUCUAUUCACCACUGAAGCUACUUUGCUUUUCCACACUCUAAUCCAUGGGAUAUAGGGAUUUUCUGAGGGAGACUGUUUUGUACAGUGCUUUAUAAAUAGCCGCAGUGAGACGACACGAGUUUGAGAACAGUAAUUUUCUACUUUGAAUCAUUGCCUUUGGAUUUUGGUAUUUAUGCCUCUGUGUA